AUGAAAAAUAACAUUUCCGGUUCAGAACUGUCAACAUAAAACACCAACUAUGUAACUAUGGUUUUUCUUUUUUUUUGUGCUUUUAUUUUGUCAGCAACAUCUCUCCACUUCCGGGUGCCAUGUGUUCAGGUAGACGUUAGCUUCACGCAAACUGGCGGCAACAGCGAAGCAACCGUCAACCCGGCUGUAAAGUGCAACAAAAUGAAAGCUGUCGGUUAACUUUUGCGUAUUUAUCACCGCACAGACACGGAUACACUUUGUUGGAUGUUGCAUAAACCGUGAUAUUGUCAUUUUUAUCCGCCUGGAAGAGAUCCUAGCGGGUUAAACUGAGCGACCGUCGGGCCUCGUCGUCGUCGUGGCCCAGCAGGACUCGAGUGAAGUUGUGUGAGCGGACUGAACUAACUUCUGCUUCCUCCAUCAAGCUCUCCGCGGGGCCCGGGGCUCCUGUCACCGGCCCUGUGGAUGAGGAAGUGAAUACACAAUCCACCCGACUACCAGGAGGAAGGAAUCCCUUUGAUGGGAGAAUCCUCUUUCCUGGCCUCCUGGGUCAAUCGCCGUGCCAUGAUGAUGGAUGAGCAGGAGGCGCUGAACUCGAUCAUGCAGGACUUGGCCGAACUGCACCGCUCUAGCCGUCCUGCCAUGUUCCUGUCGGACCUGGGCAAACCCAAAGCCUCCUCGCCCAAGAACCAGAAUGAUGUCAGAGUGAAGUUUGAGUUCAAAGGGGAGAAGAGGAUCUUGCAGUUCCCUCGACCUGUCAAGCUGGACGACCUGAAGGCGAAAGCUAAAGUGGCUUUUGGUCAGACGAUGGACCUUCACUACACCAACAAUGAGUUGGUGAUUCCACUGACCACUCAGGACGACCUAGACAAGGCCGUGGAGCUGCUGGAUCGCAGCGUUCACAUGAAGAGCCUGAAGAUCCUCCUGGUGCUCCAGAUCUCCUCUCAGAACACUUCCUCCAAUAUGGACCUCUUGCCGUCCCACGAGGAGCUGGACAACACAGGAUUCAGGGUCGCUGACAAGAAGAGUAUGCUGUCUUUGAUAGGCUCCCAUUCGACAGAUCGCAGCUCCCCUCCUCCAGGAUACAUUCCCGACGCGCUCCAGCAGGUGGCGAGGAACGGCUCCUUCACCAGCAUCAACAGCGAAGGAGAGUUCAUUCCUGAGAGCAUGGACCAGAUGCUGGACCCGCUGUCCAUGAGCAGUCCAGAAAACUCUGCGUCUGGAAGUUGUCCCUCUUUAGACAGCCCACUGGACAGUGACUACCCGAAGUCCAGGAUGCCCCGAGCACAGAGUUACCCAGACAACCACCAGGACUUUCCAGAGUACGACAUCCCAGUGUUUGAGAAGUCGGGGAAAGGUGGAACGUACCCUCGACGAUACGGCAUUCCCUUCGGCCUUCAAGACUACAGUGAUGGGAGGAAGACCUUCCCUCGGGCUCGGCGAACGCAGGUUCACGGCUUCCGCUCGCCGGUUAGCUUCAGCCCGACCGAGCAGUCGCCCAGCACCAGCAGCGGCAGCAGUGUCUUCACUCCCGACCUAGAGGAGGCCCCGGGGCCCGCCAGGAGGCCGCGAAGGGGCAGCGACAUUGAACCCAACCAAACCGCUCCAACCCUGUCUGUGAUGGACAUCAGCCCACCCAGCCGCUCUCCACGCGCCCCAACAAACUGGCGGCUCGGAAAGCUCCUGGGUCAGGGCGCCUUCGGACGGGUUUAUCUCUGUUAUGAUGCCGAUACUGGACGGGAACUGGCAGUCAAACAGGUCCAGUUUGACCCGGAGAGUCCGGAGACCAGCAAGGAGGUGAGCGCGUUAGAGUGUGAAAUCCAGCUCCUGAAGAAUUUGUGCCAUGAGCGGAUUGUCCAGUACUACGGCUGUCUGCGAGACACGAUGGAGCGAACGCUCUCCAUCUUCAUGGAGUACAUGCCUGGCGGCUCCAUUAAGGACCAGCUGAAGUCGUACGGAGCGCUGACUGAAAACGUGACGCGCCGCUACACCCGGCAGAUCCUGGAGGGGGUUUCCUACCUGCACAGCAACAUGAUUGUCCACAGAGACAUUAAAGGGGCCAACAUCCUGCGUGACUCGGUGGGUAACGUGAAGCUGGGAGACUUCGGGGCCAGCAGGCGGCUGCAGACCAUCUGUCUGUCAGGAACAGGCAUCAUGUCUGUCACCGGCACCCCCUACUGGAUGAGCCCAGAAGUGAUCAGUGGAGAGGGCUACGGCAGGAAGGCUGAUAUCUGGAGUGUCGGCUGCACCGUAGUGGAGAUGCUGACACAGCGACCCCCGUGGGCAGAGUUUGAGGCCAUGGCAGCCAUCUUUAAGAUUGCCACCCAGCCCACAAACCCCGUGCUGCCUGGCCACGUGUCGGACCACUGCCGAGAGUUCCUCAAACGGAUCUUUGUAGAGACUAAGCAGCGGCCGUCUGCCGAUGAGCUACUGAGGCACAUCUUUGUACAUUAACCCUGCCGAACUGCCAGAUAUGGCCUUACCUGAUGGGGCGACCCUGCAUCUGACCCCGCCCCCUCCGCCUCCACGCUAAAACCAUAUUGGACCAGGAGGAACUGGCUGGAAGAAGGUGGGGUGUGUCGGCGGGUGGGAGGACGCGUACCUGCUCCUCCUGUCUCUGUUUGUAUGAGACUGCCAUAGAGGACAUGAAUCUUUAUUUUAUUUUUCUCCGCAAGUUGCACCUUAAUUUGUCAAACAAGGAGGGGUGGAGCACCUCCUCCUGAGGCGAUGAAAAACAACUCCUUUUUUAUGUUUGUACGGUUUCUCUCUUCAAACGUUGUGGAGUGGGAUAGUGUCAGUGUUGUGGACCUACAGGAGGUGAUGCCUGACUCUCGAGUGGCCCUGCCCCCCCCCAGACCCCAGAAUGUAGUCUCCUGCCAAAAGCCAGAGAUGGUGAUGACCUGGGCCCGCUGCUAUAGACGAAACUAAACCCAGAUGCAGAGAACACUCCCCGAAAACGGUUUCCACUCACCUGCCCUCAUCCUUUUCCUCUCUGUCUUUACACAAUGUCUGUAAACUACCUUCCCUCCUCUUCCUCCGUCAUCUUCGUUCUUCGCCGUGUGCCUUUUCUGUUUUUUAAACGCAGUGUAGGAGUGAGUCUCGGGUUCAUGGAUGAUCUCCGUUGUUCUUUGCCACAAGGUUUCUCAGUGUUGUUUUGCCUCCCGGAUAAACUGCCUUCGCACCGUUAGCCCAAAUAUAGCUGAUCCCAGUUCAGCUGUAAUGUCCGUUUCUGCCUUUUCUGUAACGGGGACUCCUGGUGUUGAGCGGGAGCCUCCCGAUCCCACCUGCUCUACCGGCCUGCUCUGGCUGGUAACCAAGUAACCUUCAGACUUUCUGAUUGGGAGAACUGGCCGUGCUGGUUUAUUUGUACCAGCUAACUGGUACUCGGACAGGGUUUGGUACUCCUGCUUCAGUCUUUAGAGAUGGCAUCAGCGACUUUUCUCUUCAAAUGCACCCUUCUCUCCUCUGCUUCUCGCAGUAUUCUCUGAUCAGAUUGGUCGAGCUCUUGUCAUGGCAUGGCUGUUGAUAAAUGUUGGGACGUUACUGCUACUCAUGCAGUCGUUUCAGCAGCUCACAUUCUGGAAAUGUACAAAUGAGUGGCGAUGACUGGUGAGCAGAAAGUCUCAUUCAGUCACUGGAUGUAAACUCAAGUGUGUCAUGAACUAGUCGACGGUCAGAUCCAGUCAUGACUGACUUUUGUCGCUGUUAAAAGAUGUUGAUAUAGACUAAAUGAACUAGAGCUGUGUGAAUAUUUACAGUCAUCUAUGAAGGUAAAUUGAAUAUCUUUGGAUUUUGGACGAUUGGUCAAGAGAACCUAAAUAUGUAAUGUGCAUUUUUAACUGUUUUCGGACAUUUUAUUUACUAAACAAUCAAGAAAAUAAUUGAAUGAAAGUGAUCGCUAGUUGCAGCUCUGAAAUCAACAAAAUGAUUAUUUAAAUCAGGAAAUAUUUUCCCAAAAGAAUCUGACCGUUGGUGCUUUCUGUAAUUCAGCCAUGACUUGAUUACUUGAGGCAGGAGAGAGGCGUGUUUGAAGAGUGGCGGCCUGCUGCGAGGCAAGAAGCUCCCAGCUGAUUGGCCGGAGGUCUGGCUGUAUGACGCUGUUGUAGUUUGAUUUCAAACUAGACGAAGGUAGAGCGAUUAGCCUGGACGUUUCUCUCGGGCUCAUAAGCUGCUCAUCAUUUAACCUACAGGUACAUUUACAGGUAACACGUCUCUUCAUUUGCUGCAAUCGGUACCUUUCUGUUUUUCCAUCACUGUGCCAUAUCGGAGAGACGUCAGAUAUUUUAUGUUUCAGCCUCACAUGCACUCCUACGGAUUAGACUCCCACUUGAAGACGUUUACAGUAUCUCACAGCUUCGUUGCUUUACAACAAUCAGCGCUGCAGUCGCUGUUGUUGCCAAAUCAGAUGUUGACUCGUCACGUUAGCCACAAACACUCCGUUCAACACGUGUUGGUUUCCUCCUGGGCCGAGCUUCCAUACCGUCUGUCUGUUGAAUAUGACUUACUGUUCAUAGCACUGGCUCUAUAACUAUGCACCAGUAAGAUGUAAAGCGACUGCACACAGCGGACAGCAGGACUAAGUUUCUACAACCAGUGACUCCUCGGCUGAUGUUGACCGUUUUGUCCGGGUCUUUUUGGGCAGCUCUGUUAGCAACUGUACGUUCCACCUACAUGCACACUAAUUUCAUCUGAUUCAUGAUGUACUCUUCAACAUGAUCGAUCAUACCUUCAGUAUCGCCUCAUUCUGCUCAGCUCUUUAGGUUAUAAAAUGCCUUUAAUAUUCGUUUAGGUAGCAGAAACCCAAAUGAUGAAGUAAUGAGGUGUAGAAAAAUGUCUUUACUUCAAACCAUUUAGAUGUUUUGUUGUUAAUCUGACAGAAUAAUCCGAGUCUUUGUGUGUGUAAGUAUCUGCUGCAGCUGCACGUUUAACAGAAGAAAUAGUAGGAUUUAAACAGACAGUAUCUAAAGCAUUUCUCUUGUGUGUGUUCAGGUCAAAUCUGACGGGAAGCUGGAGUGUUUCUGCUCUUUAAAGGAGCAAUCAGUCAUUUCUUACCGGCACAAUUAACUGUAACCUCAGUUACUUUAUUUGUUGUGGCUUUCUAAACAAAUUGGGAAUUCUCCAAACUCCCACACCCACUGAACUACUCACCGAACUGCUAACUCAAGUGGCACCACCUCACGGGAUUGGUUUACUACUUGAUGGGAACAUAAAUAGUGGGGGAUAGUUAUCAGGUGUCUAAUGGUACGAUACAUAAUGCAUUUUUGGAGGUCUGAGUUUGGUAUGUUUUUGGUACACUGUAACAAUUUAUUUCUAUAAUAAUUUAAAAACAUUUCCAACAAGUUUCCUAAUUUCCUAAUCAAGUGAAUUAUGCGUUUGUUGUUGUAGUUCCCAGCAGCGGCCACUAGAUGCUAGUAAAGAGCCGUAUUUCACCUUUUUAAAAGCAGGAGGAAAAUAGUUUUGCUCAUCAAGCCUUUACUGCUUUGUGAAGGUCAGUUUGAUGAUUUACUGUCAUACACUUUAAUCACAGCUCCGGAUUUUCUCUUAAGGCACUUGUUUAUUUCGUCUGAAAGAUUCAGACUUUUGCAGCUCUGUGGUAAAUGUUCAGCUGCGGCCGAUGGAUCCACACAGGUUGUUGAAACUGAAACAAACUCCUUCUAAACUCAAUUUAUGCAUUUUCAAAUUGGUACGUGUCCAGACGAAGCUACAGCAGAGAAACAUUAGUGGUUGUAUUGAGUUUGAGGCGGCUUACAGUUAACUGUCUGUUGUAAAUGCCGCCAGCACUGGUAAACCUUGAUACGCACUACCAUUAUGCACUAUCUUUGAUUCACUGAUGCUUUUUCACGAUUCCUCGUCGGCUGUCGCUCGUGCAGCUCCGUUCAGCGAACUUUUCUUUGCACAUUUUAAAGACUAUUUUUUAUUUUUACACAAGUGUGAUUGUGAACGGAUGUGUGUGUGUUAGCGAAGACUCAAUACAUGAAUGUAAUGUCAACUUUUUUUACCGUCAGAUGGCCUCAUUCACCACCGUGGUUUAACUCCUUGGUACCAGUAUUUGUUCCCUGCAAUCGCCAAGAUACACCUGUAGUUCUCUUUAGUGUCUAAAGCCACUGCUGCCACUCCUGAGUGUGUAUGUGUGUGUAUGUGUGUGUAUGUGUAUGUAUGUGUGUGAGUGUGUGUAUUUGUGUGUGGGUUUGUAAACGUGCAUUUACUGCAAUUUGUGCUCUUUGGACACUGCGCCCAAAAUGCCUUGAGCAUUCUGACUGUAGGAGGGGAGAACAUUAAAAUAAUGAUAGUUAAAAAAUCCAAUAAAUUAAAAAAAAUCAUGUACAAAUGUAUAAAAUGAAAAUGUACCCUUUUUUUAAAAAAGAAAAGUCCACUUAUAUCCCAUAUGUUUGGUCUCUGUGUAUUGUAAAAGAAGCCAUGUUUAUAAUUCUAAUUGGUUUGUGACCAAUACGCCUGUUUAUAUCAGAUCUGUAUAUCAGUGGUACGCAUAAUUUUUUAAUAUAUAUUUUUUAUUUUACUUUUUUUUAAAUGGGAGAUUUUAUGCAUGGUUGGGUCCUGAGAGACGCAGCGGUGCCGUUGAAUGGUUGCUGUUUUUGGCAAAAUUCUGGAGUAUUGCGACAGCUCUGUGUUCAUAAUUACAACAAUUAUGAGGAUGAAAAACAAUAAAAGAUAUUUAUUUCA
Molecule: messenger RNA, 6678 nt
Organism: Sebastes umbrosus (honeycomb rockfish)
Lineage: Eukaryota; Metazoa; Chordata; Actinopteri; Perciformes; Sebastidae
Gene: map3k2
Product: mitogen-activated protein kinase kinase kinase 2
Exons: 17
Coding region: 517-2451 (644 amino acids)
Biological process (GO): protein phosphorylation
Molecular function (GO): protein binding; ATP binding; protein kinase activity
Source: RefSeq, a predicted model, not a curated record